This is a messenger RNA of Drosophila willistoni, 1467 nucleotides long. RefSeq names its product location of vulva defective 1 (gene Mur18B). The transcript is spliced from 2 exons. Bases 42 to 1286 code for a protein of 414 amino acids. The record is from RefSeq and is a predicted model, not a curated record. Gene Ontology annotation, cellular component: extracellular region. Gene Ontology annotation, molecular function: chitin binding. Lineage: Eukaryota; Metazoa; Arthropoda; Insecta; Diptera; Drosophilidae.
CUCAUACAACGAUCGACCGACAACGUUAGCCCCAGGCAACGAUGACAACGACAACCACAAUUACAACCACAACCACAACAAGAAGAACAACAGCUAGAAGAACAGGAGCAAUGGCAACAACAACAACAACAAGCAGACGUGGAAAGGUAUCAACGGCCACAUCGGUCUUGCUGCUAUGUGCAGCAUUGUUGCUGACCCAGUCGUGGGGUGCAAUGGCGUUCAGUGCUAUUGUAAGACCCGAGGCAGAGGUGGCCCAAGCAGAUGCCUUGAUCGAUACAACAACAACAACAGUUGCUGAGGGUAGCGGCUGGGAUACGACCAUAUUGACAACUAUUGCGGAUCAAGAGCAAACCACUGAAGGUCAAACCGAUGUGGAGCCAGAAACAACAACAACUGAGGCACCAUUGUCAACGGAAAUUUCCACCGAAGGAACCAAUGCACCCGCCGAGGAACAAACAACAACCGAAGAGUCAGAAAUCACUACCUCAGACAACAACCAGGAGCAAGAUUCGACUUCAGUUCCGGACGAGAGCUCAACCACCACAACAGCUGACUCGGAAACCACUCCAGCUGCAACCGAAGAGUCUACGGAUAUUACCACAACGGUCGACAGUAGCAGCAGCAGCAGCAGCACCAGCGACAGCCCAACAACAGAGCAAGUGGAAACCACAACCAUUCCGGCGCCAACAUUUGAAUGCCAAUCGGCUGGCCACUUUGUUCACAUCAGCGGAGAUUGCAGCCGCUAUCAUAGUUGUCUAUUGAAUGCCCAGCUUGGUCAAUUGGAGUUAGUGGAAUCAGCUUGCCCCGACUUGACCGUCUUCUCGCCAGUAUAUGGACGUUGCGUGCGAGAUUUAUCCUCUUGCCAGAGUGAAGCAUUCGAGUGUCUGGCCGUGGGACGUUUUGCUGGCAGCGACGAUACCUUCUAUUACAAUUGUUUGCCUAGUCUGUUGGGCGGCUUCCACAAGUUCAUUGUUCGCUGCUCAACGGGACAACGCUUCGAGCCUUUGAUUGGCGGCUGCUGGCGCUAUGAUUGGACCCAACUUGUACCUGGACAGGAGGCAUUGGAGGCAAGUGAUUUGGCUGCCAUUAAGCAGGAAUUGAAGCUAUACAAAGCGGAGGAAAAACUGCGUAAGAAGGCCCUAAAGAAUCAAGAGAAACUGGCACGCAAGCAACAGAAGCUGCUGGAAAAGGCAGCCAAAAAGGCGGCCAAGGAAGAGGCCAAAAAGAAGGCCAAGGCCGAGAAAGAGCCAUCUGUGGAGAGUGCCGAGGAAUCCAAGGAAGCCUAAGCAGAGCGAUAACUCUAUAGAAAUGUCAUCAAAUAUCGCUCAGAGUUAUCUUUCAGAGUAAUUGCAAUCUAUGUUGGUGUUUUUGGCCUACUUUAAUUAAGCUAUAAAUGUGUUUUUUCCUUCUUAUUUUUUUUUUUGUUGGUUUGCAUAAAUAAAGACAAGAUAAGAGGUCUUAACAGAA